CUAGUUCCAGAUGAAAUAUCCAAGCCAAAGUUUGGCAAGAACCGGCUGUGACGUCACAGGUUGGCCACCCCGUGCUGGAAGGUGGUGAAACUGUAGGCAAGGAAACAUGCCAGUUCCAGGCCGCAUACUCGAAUGCCGCAUCGUACUUCCCAUGACUGUGGAAGAGUACCAUACAGCACAGUUAUGGUCUGUUGCGGAAGCCAGCAAGAAUGAAACUGGUGGUGGGGAUGGCUUGGAGGUUUUAGUCAAUACUCCUUUUGAUGAAGACAGUGAUCCUGAGAUACAGCCCCCUGAACAGCUGGAGGCUGGUGGAAAGGUGUACACAAGAGGACAGUAUACUCACAAAAAGUACCACUUGCAGAGUAAGGUUCCAGCAUGGGUACGAGCUCUGGCACCUAAAGGUUCUCUAGAGAUGGAAGAGAAGGCCUGGAAUGCAUAUCCAUACUGUAGAACUGUCAUUUCUAACCCAGAUUACAUGAAAGAUGGAUUUUACAUCAUCAUUGAGUCUUUCCAUGCUCAGGACAGAGGGGAGCAAGAAAAUGUUCAUCAACUUACUCCAGAGGAAUUAGCAGUCCGUGAGGUACACAGAAUUGACAUAGUCAACUCUAAAGUGCAGCCUAGUGACUACAGAGCUGAAUGGGAUCCAGCUUUGUUCAAGUCUGAAAAGACAGGUCGAGGGCCGCUGCGUAAAGACAAGGAUUUUAAGGAUGAUAACCGGGCAUUUGGGAGCUGGGUGAAAGACACAGAGCCUGCCAUGUGCUGCUACAAACUGGUGCGGGUGCUCUUCAAGUGGUGGGGUCUACAAAAUAAAGUGGAAAAAUUCAUCCUACGGCAAGAGCGACGCCUUUUCACAAACUUUCACCGUCAGGUGUUCUGCUGGAUAGACAAAUGGUAUGGCCUGACUAUGGAAGAUAUCCGUGCCAUUGAGGAGAAGACCAAGGCAGAACUUGACGAGCAAAGGUCAAAGGGCCCAGUGAGAGGAACAGUAGCUACAAAAGAUGAUAAAGAUGAAUAAUAGCAGGACCUCCCAGUGAACACUUCCAUGUACAUGAGUGCAGACUACCGCCUGCAUACGUCAUACUGUUUGCAUCACAGAUGUUACAACUCCAAUCAUGAUAGACUCACUUCAGUUGCCCACUGGCUCUUCAUCAGCUGUAGCCUUCAUGAGCAAGUCUGGGGACUGGUGUCUGCUUAGUUGACAGUAGUACAAGUGCCAGGAGGAUAGCAAGGGAAGUGGUUUAGAAGGAAAGCAGGAGCCUCUAAGUGUGGUGUUCCUGUCAUUUUCUUGGUGAACUGGACUCAUUUCAAGCUUGGUGUGUGGAAUGGAACAGCCAUUGCUGUGUCUUUCACAAAUGUGUAUUUUCUUGAGUCAUGUUAGCGCAGCUUUCCAGCAUACAGCUGUUUGCAGGUCAAAUCUUCUUGCAGAUAUCUUGGUUGAAACGUCAGUGGCAAAUGAUUUUUUUUUCCCUUUUGUACUUUUUUUUGGGGGGAGGGGGAGAUAAAGAGGGUGGGAAUACAUUUUGCUUUUGCUUGAUAAUGCUUGAGCUUGAUGUGGGUGAUUUCAGUAACAAAUCUAGAUGCUGAUUUGAUUUGCAUUGUAAACUUUUGCUGCUUUUUCUAUUUGCACUUCUCCAUUGCUAAAUCCAUCUUCUAACAAACCCCAAGAGAGCUACUUAAAAUAAUGGUAGGUAAAUGUCUCGUCAAAUCAAGGUUGUCAUCAUAGUACAAGAUUUUAAACAUUAUUUCUGGUUCCUGGUACAGUCAUGCUUUUACUCUUCACUCUAGUUUUUGCAUUACUCUUGUAUCACUUCCACUUGUUUUCUAAGCACUUUUUUGUUUGACUUGCAGAUCACAUCCCUCCACUUGUAGUGAAAUAUUUAAAUGUACAUUCUGAUUGAAACUUUAGCUUUUUUCACAUUUCACACUUCUUUUAUCUUUAAUCUAUAAGUUUUUUUUUUUAAUCUGAUCAUGAGUGUGGUUUAAAAUUAUGGCCUUGGAAUUUUAAAAACGUAGAGCCUAGCAUUUUGACAGGCAUACUUAGCUGUCACUAAUAUGCAGAUAAGGAGAUGACACUAACAGAUCAAAUUUCCAGUAGUAAUUGAUAAACCAAUAAGUGGAGUACCAACUUCGUUUCACUUGACAGUAAACUGAAUUACCUCUGUGACAGGCCUCAUUCUCAUGCAGACAUGUUAAAGAAACAGAGAAAUGUGAUGUUUGGAAAGUUUCACAUUUUCAGAGACAAACUGCUUGGGGAGUUGGGGGGGGGGAACUGCACGUCAAGUUGGCUUUUUCAUUUUUCAGAUGAUCUCAUAGUUUGUGAUGCCUGCCUACUUAUGUUUUGCUUUGUAGGCCCUAACCCAAUGCUAGAACUAUGUUGCCACUUAUUUAAAGUGGGGCUAUCACUUUUUGUCUUGCUUCCUUCAUUAUGUUUAGAGUUUUAUGCAAGGACUAGGAGUUUGGAGAAUCAUUAUUUGAAUGAUAGAACCAUCUGUGACACUUCACAAAACUAGCUGUAACAAGGGACAGGCAAAUAGUAUCCAGCUUAAAAGCAUCUUUCAAAAGCUGCAGAUAAUCUCAUUUAAAUUGAGAAAUGUAUUACAGAUUUAUUGAUAACUGAAUGAGUCAUACCUUUGUCAAAUCUUGACUUACAUUUGUCACCUCAUGGACAGCAAACUUUUACUGUUUGCUUGAUAGUUGUUGAAAUAAUUGUAGUAAAGUGAGAUGAUAUUUAAAGAUAUAUACAUGGUGUUAGAGCUGUGUAAAUGGGUUGUGUGACAUCAUAAUGAACUUGUUUUAAAAAAAGAUAUGUUCCACAUUAAAGGUAAAAUAGUAAAAUACUCCUCGUUUCAUGCUUUUUUUUAAAAAAGAGGACUAAUUUAUCAGAAUGCAACAGAACUUGUGCGUUUUCUUCAAUAUGAAAUUUGUUGCCAUAAUAACUUGAAGCCAAGUUUUCAUAAAGAAAACUAGCAUAAAGUUAGUUUUCUUCUUAUAAUGCAGAAAGGUCUGUUAUAAACCCUAACCACAGGUCAUAAAUCCUUUUUAACUGAAUAAGAGAAGGUUGUGCAGCUCAUUAAAGUUUGGCUAUGACUAUUUAUAAAAUUUCAUCAAUAACAUUUGAUUGAAAAAUAAAUUGGUGUCUAAUAUCAACUUAACCUAAACAACAAGUUUGCCAGCGAUGUUUAACUAUAAGCACUGAGGGUUUGUCGCCAUGAUAGUUGAUGGGUAAUAAGCGAGUGAAGUCAGUGCAAGCAUGAAGAAUGCAAAAACCUGUGAGUGAUUGAUCCUAGCAACAUUGUACUCAUUUACAGGCUUUUCUUUUUACUGAUAAUCAUGUUGAUAAUGGGAUACAGUUGUCAUUUCUGCAGUGAAUUUAAUUUUAUCAUAAAGCAGAAAAUUGUUCCAUUAAUGGCAUAUUUAUAAAGUGUCUCUUCUGUAACCAUGUUGUGACAUGCUAGCUUGUGAUUGUUAGCCCUUCUUUACCACAGCAGAGUAGUCCCUUUGCCAUAGGAUGGUCAGUGGCAACCACAAAAUGGCAUUCAUGGUCAUUUUCUGACAAAGUUCUGCUAUACCAGAUGCUCUUGUUGCCAAUUAUUUUUCCACUCCAUUUAUGUCAUUUGAUGCAAAGAUGAUCUUCUCUAGAGUGACUUAUCUUUAUUUGCAGUGUUGUUUGGUUUUGAAUUUUAAUUUGAUGUAUCUAGCAAGCUUGACUAGUUCGCUUUAUCUGUUGUAUCACUUUGUACCAUCUGUGAAUGCAACUCAUCCACAUCAUGUGAUGAUGCUUCCUGUAUGUAAGAUUGAUUCGUGGUUAGGCAAGCAAAAACCCAAGCUACAACCAAGUGGAAAAAUAUCGUUUGUCUAUAUUUUAUUACAAUAUUAAGGUCUGACUGCGUUUGUGUGUUUUCCAUAGAUUUUGUCCGUAAACAACCAAAUUUUACCUUUUUUGGGGGUCAGCAUAAACCAAUCAUUUCCUGUCUUCAUGAUGCUACAGUUUAGCCCUAUCUUUAUUUUCUUUCUAGGUAGCUACAGAGUUCAUUCAUGCUGUCGGUCACACUAUUACAUUACUGGAUUAAAACCAAUAGAAUUGUGUAAUAAAUUUUGAGUUUUUAUGUUUAAUUACAUAUUACUGAAUUAUUGUGAAGGAGGGUGCAUAUGCAAGUGGUGGGUAGCAUGCAUAUGGUCGUGCAAACAAGUAACAGGUAAUGCAGUAUCUGCUCACAUGAGAUAUGGGCUGCAUGCAAGGACAAAUAAACUGUCACAUUCUUGUAAUUUU
This is a messenger RNA of Pomacea canaliculata, 4270 nucleotides long. Its product is annotated as phosphatidylinositol transfer protein alpha isoform-like. Lineage: Eukaryota; Metazoa; Mollusca; Gastropoda; Architaenioglossa; Ampullariidae. The record is from RefSeq and is a predicted model, not a curated record. The transcript has 10 exons. Gene Ontology annotation, cellular component: cytoplasm. Gene Ontology annotation, biological process: phospholipid transport. Gene Ontology annotation, molecular function: phosphatidylcholine intramembrane carrier activity; phosphatidylinositol transfer activity; phosphatidylinositol binding. The coding region runs from base 107 to 1015 and encodes 302 amino acids.